AUCACUCACGUACAUUCAUACACGUACAAACGGUCACAUAGAGAUAACCAAUAGACACGACAAGUCACACGAUAAGAUAUAGACAAUAUGCCAGGAAAAGAUACUAUCACCUCUUCUGGCCAGAACAGCCAGGGAAACAGCUAUGACACUCGUGUAGACUCUGGCGGUAACAGCGGUUAUCAUUAUUCUAACUCUAAUGGUUCGUAUUAUUACUCGAAUACCAAUGGAUCCUCUUAUUACAACACGGGAAAUGGGUACGCUUCGUACACCUCCCCUCAGGGCCAGUCGACUCAGUACUACGGCUCGGCAGCUAAGAAAUGAUCGUUUGAUCUGUCGACUUUUUCUUUGAUGGAAAUCGCAUCAUAUGGACGAAUCUUACGACGACAAUCUGGAUCUAGACGAGAUUAGGAGGAAGGUAUCGAUGUGACGAAGACGAUGCAAUUGUUAAAGAUGGUG
Molecule: messenger RNA, 456 nt
Organism: Tremella mesenterica DSM 1558
Lineage: Eukaryota; Fungi; Basidiomycota; Tremellomycetes; Tremellales; Tremellaceae
Exons: 3
Coding region: 88-321 (77 amino acids)
Source: RefSeq, a predicted model, not a curated record